AUGGCGUCAUCCGAGGUGGAUCAGAAGUAUCUGGGUCGAAUGGCCAGGAGCGUUGAAAAUGACAACACCAUACUCUCAUCAACACUCUACAAGAUCCUGGGGCUUUCUCUCAGGCUCUCUGAGAAGCUUGUAGAGGUCAAGAAGCAGCGCAAACCUGAUGCCACGCUCCACGAGAACAUCAUGCGCAUCCUUUGGCUGGCGCGCGAAGGGCUCAAGAUGCUUCAAGAAUACGUCAUCCCCUUUGUCAGCAACUGCGUCGAACUGAAAGUCUUGGCCUAUAAGCUACGUGCCAGCUUCUAUCACAUCUUUGUGCUUUUUCGAAAUCAACCUCGCGUGUCCAAUAUGCCGGGUUGGGAUCCCGAUGCCGUACCGACUGACCAUGUUGCGGAUGACUACCAACAUAUGAUACAUCAUUCUCUUGAAGGUGGCCCGGUUGGCCCCCCUCCUGGCUUUGAAGCCCCGGUCUCGGCACUCUCACUUUCCUUCUUAUUGCCUGCCAAGGACUACCUGCCCACAGCACAUGAAUAUUUCGAAGAGGCCGCAGAGUUGGCUGAUAAACUUCUCUGGGGCUCACACUCGUUGCGUUUAUCAGUCAAGACAGAAUAUGCAGCGUUUCUUUAUGAAUGUGUUCACGAUGCUAAUGCUAGCCGCAGCCUUGCAAGGAACACGAUUAAUGAGGUCUACGAGGCUACAGAAGGCAUGGACGAUGACAUGUUUCGCGAUGCC
Trichoderma virens Gv29-8 is the source of this 726-nucleotide messenger RNA. Its product is annotated as 14-3-3 protein. The record is from RefSeq and is a predicted model, not a curated record. Gene Ontology annotation, cellular component: cytoplasm. The transcript has a single exon. NCBI's taxonomy places the organism in Eukaryota, Fungi, Ascomycota, Sordariomycetes, Hypocreales, Hypocreaceae. Gene Ontology annotation, biological process: signal transduction. The annotation marks the transcript as partial.